GCUGCUGCUCGGACGCUGGAGGCGGCGUGACCUCCCCGCGCAUGCGCAGACGCGUCAGAUUCCGCGGCGCCACUUCCUGCUCUGUGUCUGCAGACGGAGCGAUGGCAGCGGGGAGACUUUCUCUGGCGUGUGGAGUCGCAGCGGCCCUCCUCAGCUCUGCGGUGCUGGCGUUCGUUGAGGAUCUGGAUGAUACAUUUAAAGAGACUAGAGUGAACGACAUCUGGCUGGUCGAUUUCUAUGCACCAUGGUGUGGUUACUGUAAAAAACUAGAGCCUGUAUGGCACGAGGUGGGAGUGGAGCUGAAAAGCUCUGGGUCGCCGGUGCACGUGGGAAAGAUGGAUGCCACUGCAUACUCUGGAAUGGCGUCGGAGUUCGGUGUCCGUGGUUACCCCACGAUAAAACUGUUAAAGGGUGAUCUCGCCUAUAAUUACAAGGGACCAAGGACAAAAGAUGAUAUUGUGGAGUUUGCGAACAGGGUGUCGGGACCGGCAGUCCGAGCACUUCCGAGCAAGCAGAUGUUCGAUCACAUGAUGAAACGACACGAUGUGCUUUUCCUGUACGUCGGCGGGGAGUCCCCCCUCAAAGAGAAGUACAACGAUGUAGCCUCUGAGCUCAUUGUCUAUACCUAUUUCUUCUCCGCCUCAGAGGAAGUCUUGCCUGAGUCGGUAACUUUGCCAGAGCUUCCUGCGGUUGUAGUCUUUAAGGACGGAGCCCACUUCACCUAUGAUGAGUACGAGGAUGGUAGUUUGUCAUCGUGGGUGAACAAGGAGCGCUUCCAAGGGUACCUGCAGAUCGAUGGCUUCACGCUCUAUGAGCUUGGAGAAACAGGCAAAUUGGUGGCGAUCGCAGUCAUCGAUGAGAAGGACCCCACAGAGAAGAGCGGCAGAUUAAAGGGCUUGAUUCAGAGGGUGGCGAAGGAGUACAGAGAGCUUUUUAACAGAGACUUCCAGUUUGGCCACAUGGAUGGGAAUGACUACAUUAACAGCCUCAUUAUGGGCGAGGUGACGGUGCCCUCCGUUAUCAUCCUCAACACAUCCAACGAGCAGUACUUCCUGCCCAGUGAGCCGAUUGAGACCAUGGAGCAGCUGGUCCAGUUCAUCAGCGGCGUUUUGAACGGUUCUGCACAGGCAUAUGGAGGUGAUGGCUUCAUUCAGAGGAUCAAACGUGUGGCCUUUGAUGCCAGAUCCACCAUUAUGUCAGUGUUUCGCAGCUCUCCGCUGCUGGGCUGCUUCCUGUUCGGCCUACCGCUGGGCGUAAUUAGCCUGAUGUGCUACGGCAUCUGCACAGCUGAGUCGGACGAUGGUUCGGAUGACAUAGAUGCGCUCAAGAGGGAAGGUCUGACUGAUGAGGAAGAGGACGAGGAGGACGAGGAGGAGGAAAGGCAACGCGCCGCUGAACUGGAGGGCCCAGAAGAAGGAGAGAACGAGGAGGACGAGGAGGAUUUGGGAGAGAAGGAUCCUGAAGAGAAGAAAACAGAUUAACACAGGGGCUCCUGCCGGAUAGAGGAUGAUAGGCCUAGUCAAAUGCAGUGAAAUGAAACUCAAAGACAUAUCAAUGUAAUACUGCUCUGCUUCUUUGUUUUUCAUCUCACUUACCAUCAAAGCCCCUCUCGCACAGACGCCUGUCUUUGAAUUCUGCGUGUCGGUGUGCGAGGUCAGCUGCUCAGUGAAGCCAUCGUAACUAACGGCAAUUUUUAAAGAUCGGAGCAUAAACACAGAAUAUUAUCUUUAUUUCUGUGUCACCUUUCAAAACAAAAGUUACAAAGUGCUUCACAGAGCAACGGAAUACUGAAGGAUAAAUAGAACAUAACAUGGAAGCAUUAAAGUGGACAGGGUUAAAGGUUUAAGGUACAAUAGAUUAUAAAGUCAAAUGUGAAAUGGCAGAAGCUAAAGGCAGAAAAUAGAUUGUGAUCAUAAAGAUUCCAGGAGCCUGAGUUCCUCUGGCGACUUGAUGGAAAACGCUCGGUCACCUCUUGUCAUGAUAAUGUCAGGAGAGGAUUGGAUGACUGUGAACCAAUCGUACCACUUGUUUGUUACGAUUCCACCAAUCAGUGGUCUGCCCCAUGUGACGCAUGACCCUUUCUCUGGCAUCGUUCUGAAACCACUUAUUCUAUCCUCCUUUUAUUCUCAUAUCCUGAUCUUUCUGUAGUAGAAACGAAAUUUCGGCUUCAAACUGAAUCGAAACAUAAACCACGACAUGUUUUAUUACUUGACAACCCCCCCCACCCCUCAGCCAAAGUGUAGUGUAGUGAUUGACGUUUGUAGAAAGCUUAGGAAGUGCCCAAGAAGGAAAAUCUGCCAUAAGUGAAUUGUGCUUUUAUUUUUAUUUUCUUUCAUUGUCUGUUACUGCCUGAAAAUAUUUCCUCUUCUUGUUUUUCUAGGGGGUGCAAAGUGCCGAGACAGUCACUCAUUUCCACUCACUCCUCACGCCAGCCCCCUGUUAGGGUCCAUUUACGUAGACGGUUGAUGCUAAUUGGUAUCAAUCCGUCUGAUUCUGACCCAUUUCAACUCCCUGACAUAAAAACCUGCUAGAAAAUCUUAGUAUAUGUGGACUGUGCCUAUCAAGCAGCAGACUCCCAUAACAUGCAUCAGUGGCUCCUGUGGCUCUUAACAACUCAUAUUCCUCAGAUGGACUGGCUCUGUCUGUUUCCAUAUUUCAAUCUGUCCUCCAUCACUGCUUUCUAUAUUGAAUUUACAAGGCAGGUUGAAGUUUACAUCCCAAUGCACUGAGACGUAGAUUUAAGCUUAUAAAAUAUGAGGACUGUCUUCCUACUACUGAGUUUCUUCUCUUUUUUUCUUUUUGUAAAAAUCUGCUAUAGUUAGUCGGCCAAAAGGCUCUUACAUCCUCCCCUCUCCUCUUUCCAUGCCCUUGUGGCUAAAGUUUAUGUAAAAGCUGAAAUCAAGCUGGGGUUAUUGCUUCCCCCUGAAUUCACCUGGCCGCCUACAUUGUAAAAAAAAAGGUGUUCGUAAUAUCUUCUACACCGAGUCGGAUACCAUUUUUAUAAGAAGUACACGGUGCACCUUGUUGGAUUUGGGGUCCAGUGGGGCUUCAUUGGCUGUUCUUGUAAAAUAAAGCGCCUGAAAACAUGUUUCCUUACUUCUUAUUAUGUAUAAAGUUAAUACAACUCUCAAAAACUCCGGAUUUGAUUUACAGCAGGGUUUCCGUGGCAACAAAACUCGACUCUACAACGAUUGCUGUUAGAUUUAAUUCUUAAUUGGUGCAAGUAAAUACUUCACGUUGCCUUUAUUUUUCUUUACAGCCCAGCCCACUUCAAACUAUAGAUAAGCACAGUCAAAACUCAAACACUGUAGAAACCUCUUUGUUUCCAUGUUCGGCCGACGUGAUCGUGCUGGAGCCCAUCGCUCCAAAUGAAGAGAGAUGUGAUUACUUUAAAGAAGUGGUUCAACAUUUUGGUAAAUAUGCUUGUUCUCUCUUUCUGUUGAGAUCUAAUAUUACUGUCAUGCCAUGCGCAGUAAACAGGAAGCUUAGCUUAGCAUUAAAACUGGAAACUGGAGAAAAGGGUGAAUGAAACCUUCCUCCUUUAUCUGUUUAAAACCUGAAGUGUCAUCAAGAAUCAAACAUCGAUCUUAGAAUGUGAGUCAAAGAAAAAACAUUUACCUGAACCUUGAACUAUUUCUCUAAAGACUGAGCUCAGUACGCACGUUGCUCA
This is a messenger RNA of Paralichthys olivaceus (Japanese flounder), 3670 nucleotides long. Its product is annotated as protein disulfide-isomerase TMX3. The record is from RefSeq and is a predicted model, not a curated record. Gene Ontology annotation, biological process: peptidyl-cysteine oxidation. Lineage: Eukaryota; Metazoa; Chordata; Actinopteri; Pleuronectiformes; Paralichthyidae. Gene Ontology annotation, cellular component: endoplasmic reticulum; cell surface. Gene Ontology annotation, molecular function: protein disulfide isomerase activity.